Molecule: messenger RNA, 1131 nt
Organism: Anoplophora glabripennis (Asian longhorned beetle)
Lineage: Eukaryota; Metazoa; Arthropoda; Insecta; Coleoptera; Cerambycidae
Exons: 4
Coding region: 111-992 (293 amino acids)
Source: RefSeq, a predicted model, not a curated record
AGCGCCGGGACGCUUCAUCAUUUCGACGACGUACAGCGUCUUGUAGUGAGUGUAGUGUAGAUUUGAUAUAUUUCUAAUAAUUUUUAUACAGAGUCGUAGGCUUAAGUAAAAUGUCUCGAAAGACCAUCCUCAGUAGGCCCCGCACCCGCCUCUACGACGCCAACUACAACAUCGGCGAAAGCUACUACAAACCGGCCCUGGACAGAUUGGAUAGGAAGUACUCGGGCAGGCCCCUGUCUCCCCCACCGCGAAAUUCCUUCGGUGACAUAGCCGACCGUCACGCCAGGAUCUUCGCCGACGAGGACCUGGACAUCUCCCGGAGGCGUGCGGAGAAGCACAUCAAAGACGAGAACCUCUUCGACUCUCGUGGAGCUCGCAUCGGCCAGAGGGCUGCCAUCGAAAACUUCGAGAACGAUGUAAACGACGAGACCUCAGCGACACUAAAGCGCAUCCGGGCCAGCAAAAAGGUCUCGAUGAUCGACGACGUCGACCUCGACGGCAUCUCCAACAACCUGAAAUCCCACAGACUCCUCGACCGCUCGGAGAAGAUCCUGGACAGCGUCGGUCUCAACGACAGCCCCAGAAGGGCCAUAGAGAACGGCACCUCCUCCUACAAGCGCAAAGCCCUCAAGGUCACCUUCGACGGAGACGCGAACGAUGAGUUGGACAAGUGGACGCCCAUCGAGAACGUCAGAGCUGUGAAGGCUAGGCAACAGGAACAAGUCACUUCGGUCAGGGCCAGGAGAGAAGACGCCUCGGCUUCCAUCAGAUCAGACACCUCGGCAGCCAUGAGGGCGAGACAGACGAAGGAGAGGAUCACCGACAUAGAGGACGAGAUGGCGGCUAUGGCGGAGAAGCAGGCUGCCAGAGAGGCUCGAGUGGCGAGACUGAGGGCGCUGGUGGCCGAGACAGAGCAGGAGUCAGAAGCUUUCGAGGUGGCCCAAGCGGCGAUAGAAAGAAGGAGCGCCCGUAGGGAAAAACUCCAGGAUUAGGAUGGGUGGGCGGUCUUGGUUUUAGUUAAGUUGGGGAAUUUGAGAUUUUCUACUUGUAAUUUUCGUACUCUGCAUUUUCUUAUGUCCGCUUCGAUGUAUAUAAUGUAAUUAUGGUCUUAAAUAAAGAAUUAUGUAUUGA